This is a messenger RNA of Acomys russatus (golden spiny mouse), 441 nucleotides long. RefSeq names its product prolactin-inducible protein homolog. The record is from RefSeq and is a predicted model, not a curated record. Gene Ontology annotation, molecular function: aspartic-type endopeptidase activity. Bases 1 to 441 code for a protein of 146 amino acids. NCBI's taxonomy places the organism in Eukaryota, Metazoa, Chordata, Mammalia, Rodentia, Muridae. Gene Ontology annotation, cellular component: extracellular region. The transcript is spliced from 4 exons. Gene Ontology annotation, biological process: regulation of immune system process; proteolysis.
AUGCAGGGUCUCUCAGUCAUGGUCAGUGCUGCCACUCUCUUCUCGGUCCUGUGCCUGCAGCUGGGCAUCAACAUAGCCCAGGAAACCACAAAUGUUCCAAAACCACUUUCAUUUGACUUAAAAGUUCCAAGUACAGCAAAGCCAAAUGAGAUGAUCAGUGUGGAACUUAGACUUACAACAGAAUAUAAAGAAUGUUUUGUGGCCAAAGCUUACCUUGUAAGUAGUGAACCAAUGGAAGGUGCCUUCAACUAUGUACAGACCCGCUGCCUCUGUAUUGACUUUCCUGCCUCCUUCUUCUGGGACUUUGAAGUCACAAGAAGUGUAUAUUUUAAAGUAGUGGUUGACCUUACCAAGGAAAAAGGUAUCUGCCCUGAUGAUUAUGCGGUGAUACCCAUCACAGCAAACAGGUUUUAUACUGAACGUUAUGUGCACGUGUCUUAA